Messenger RNA from Cyclospora cayetanensis, 3330 nucleotides. RefSeq lists its product as uncharacterized. The transcript has 6 exons. Lineage: Eukaryota; Apicomplexa; Conoidasida; Eucoccidiorida; Eimeriidae. The record is from RefSeq and is a predicted model, not a curated record. The coding region runs from base 1 to 3330 and encodes 1109 amino acids.
AUGGAGAGGCGAUACUCGCCUGUAUCACGGGAUAUGCCUGUGUCUGAGGUGGUCUUUCCUUCCCGCGCGACGGAGUCGUGGGAGGUGGCUCCUGGGGGCCUCUGCAGAACGCCUAAAGCAGUGAUUGGCUCGCUUCCCCGACCUGCCCCUCCUGUGCAGCUCGCGACUGCUGGCGGAGGAUCCUCCCUGGUGCCGGAGUGCCCUCCGUGCACAUUUGCUUCUCCCCUCAUUUCGGAAAGCUUCGGCGAAUGGGGCAGUGGCGAUAUGUGUUCGAGCCCUGCUGGCGUUCGCGGGUUGCUGGAGGGGGGCGACGCAUCGGGAGUUGUGGGGUCUCCUUCGCUGCCUGCCAGUUUGCUGCUUGCGUCAGCGAAUAGCGCAUACACGAAGCUGCGGGCUGGGGGGGAGGCGAGGUGUCUGCGGGAGGCGCCUUUAGGUAUCCCUAGCGCCUCGUCCUCUCUGCCUGCGGGACCGGAGGAGAGUGCGGCUCUUCUCGGAGGUGCUGCUGAGCGACAGCAAGGCGCUCAGGGGGGUGGAGGCGGCCCCCCGAGUGGCGGUGGGGGCGGAAGUGCGGGGGCAGUUCGACUGGGUAUGGGCAUGUCGGCUGCAUGCGCCCUUUCAUACGAGGGGUUUGACGGAUUCUCCCCUGUGUUGCCAGGGGUCGAAGCCUCCUCCAUGUGGGGAGCGGCUGCGGGGCCCCAAGCGCUGCGGCGCCAUGCUGCUUUGGAUCUGCAUGCGCCUCCCGGCUACGAAGCUCUAGGAUUUGGCGGAGGGGCGGGGGGGGGAGGAGCGCUCGAGGCGCGCGUCGCUGCUGCUGAGCAAGAGGCCCUUUUGCAAGACCUCACGGCGCAUCAGCGAGUUGUAGGGAGGGCAGGCGAAGAAGGCUCGGGGACGGCGGCGGGAGGGGCGUGUGGAGGCGGAGGAGGGACGCUUUUGUAUGAGCAGCAGCAGCAGCAGUUGCAGCAGCAAGACACUGCGCCUUGUGGGAAUUUUGACGGAAGGCGACCCUCCAUAGCCCUCGCUGCCGUGGCACAGGUGGCGCGAGAGAAAAUGCGUGUGCGGAAACCGCGGAGUCAGAGAGGGCCUCUGGGGCUUGGAGCAGCAGCGUCCUCUCUGGAGUCGGCCCCUAAUAUGCCCGUCAUGGGUUUCGCUUCCGAGGUUCUUGUGGGGGGGGGCGGUCAGGGGGGAGGAGGAGCAGGAGUCGCCUGUCCGGCACCCCUGCCUCCAAUUCCUUCGGAGAACGAUGUGGAUGGGGAUCGUAGGGAGCGUCUUGUGUCGAUCUCGUCCGGCCUGCAGAAAUUGCAUGAAGAAGCAGCUGCAUUUGUAUCUUUGCUGUACGAUGCGAUCUUUGACGAAAGGCCCGUAUGGAGGGUUCCGUUUUCUGUGGGUGGCGGUAGAGGCUUGCCCCGUCCGCAAUUGCAGUUGGCGGAUCUAGCAGUGCGUGUUCAUUCCCCUAGGUGCAGUCGCAGGCAGCUUCUGGAUCCUCAGCUGCUGGGGUCUCGAACGCCGCAGGACCAGCCCGUAUUCGAUGCAGGCACAGGUCCGGGUGACGUGCUGCGGCAGCUGACGGCUUUGAAGAGCUGCCUUGGGGGGUUCGCGUUGACUGUGGAGAGCCUUCAGGUGUGUGUUGCGGGUGUCGAUCGGGUGUCGUGUUCCGUUAGAGGGGCGUUGAUGAUUGGGCAGGGCGGAUCUCGAUGCCCCGACGAUAACUGCGUGGCGGGAGGGGGGGGUAGCCAGCGCGAGGAGGGGGGCGGGAGGAGUAUGCCCGCCUCCGUUACUGCCGUUGCUGGCAGUGGGGGUGGCAGUUCUGUUCAGGAAGGUAUUCAGAAAGUGGGUCGUUUUUCGCACUUCUUGACGUUGCGGCCGAGGCCCCCGCCGGCAGCUGAGACGGCGGGUUCUCUGGGGGAAAGCGGAGAAGCUGGAGGGAAGCGGGUAGGAGGAGUGGACGCGUGCCACCCGGUCUCUUCAGGUUCUGCGGCGAUGUGUUCUCCGUUUAUCAUCGAGUCUGAAGUCUUUGUGGCACUGACGGCCUCUGAAAGUGGAGGGAUUCCCUUGUCGGCACAGGUCUGUGGGGUCACCUCUCUUCUGCAGGAGUUGGAUUUCGGCAAUAGAGGCAUCAAGGCAUUCGACGCAGGCUUUGGGGCAGGAAACCUCGCACCCGCCCCCCUCUCAGCACAAGCAGGUCUUAGGAGCAUUGUGGGACGGCUUCAUGGAGGGCUUCCUGGCAGCCCAGAGCAGCAGAGCAGGAGCGUUUUAGGCCGUCUGCCCGCGAUGUUUAAAUCAGAAAUGGCGAUGGCGGCAGGACGGGGGGUCGGACUCUCUGGUCAGCUGAGAGAAGGCGUGCCUGACUGCGGCGACGCUCUCUCUAGAGGCCCAGCGGACUGCCCGGAGGAUGCCGUGUCGCAGCUGGUGUCGAGUUUGCGAGUUGAUGGGGGGCUGGGGCUGAUGGGCGUUCCUGGUGUUCAAGGUGUCUCACCAGAGGCUUUUGAGAGAACGGUUUUUGUCUCCUGGAUCCCGAGAGCUGCGAGGGCGCACACACUCUCCGGAAAGGAGGCCGCCGAAGAGAAGCUAAAGACGGUCUUGACUGGCGACCUCGGCAUCUGCGGAAUCGAGCGCGUUCUUGUGUUUCCUCCACGUGGUUCGCAUUGUUGCAUCUCCUUCUGCAGCUCGGAUGCCUCUAUGGCGUUCUUGUUAGAGUAUGCUGGGGGUACUUUCACCCCAAACACCGAAAAGUUUAAAAGGAGAAUCUGUGCUUCCUUCAAUGUUGAAUUUGAUCGAGGGAUCCAGCGCGUCUUUAUCCGCAUUGAGGGUGUCAGGCUUAUGCCGCAGCCCACCACUACUGGAAGACCUGCUGAUGUUGACCUCAGAGGAACGCCAUGGCCAGUUUCGUGGAGCGGCUGUAUAUGGGCACGGCGGUUGGAUCCCAAUGACAGAUCAAAAAGCAAAUACGACGAGUUCCAAUCAACGACAGAGCCGAUUUGCGUUGAUCUGCCCAUGAUGGGGCUUGUGUUUGGAAGGGCAGCUCCCAGGGCGGGGCUACCCAAAGCUAGUUGCAGCUUCUGUAUAGACCAAGACUAUCGGGAAGGAGCGUUUCAUUGCCAGUUACAAGAUGCUGCGCAAUUAAGUGACAUUGCUAAUGCCUUCGCCUUAAAACUGACACUCCUAUAUAGUGUGGUCGACACCAAACGGAUGAGCGGUUUCCAGGCAUUACGGGGGGACACGUCGGAAGUAAGGUGCAAAGUCGGGUGGGGGGCGCUACCUGUUGCCUGGGGAAGGGCACAAACGCGAGAACUCCACGCACAGAGAAGUGAGGGAGAGAAGAAUCGGGAUUAA